UCAUUACAGUAAGACGUGAAAAGUUAGUGAAAAGUGUCUCUCGCUUGAAAUAUUAGAAAAAAAAUUAGAAAAAGAAGAAUAAAAAUCAAUAAUUAAAUUGAAUGCGAUGCUGCAAGUCUUCAUCUAAGUAGUAAUAGCAUUGUACAGUGCGUGUUUGUUUGUAAUUGUGAAGUAACGGAAAGGAAGGAAGGAAGAAAACAACACGCAUGCAGCUUACAUGUAUUGGAGCUUUUUAAAAUAAUCGUAAGGGGCGAACCUGUCACAUUGGAAAUCAACUUAAAAAUUUCCCCCUGACGCUUUUCGUCUGAUAAAAAAAGUUUUAUCUUAAAUAUUGGCUUAAAUAUUGGCUUCUCGGGGUGGACUGCUCUAACACUACAAUGAAGUUUAAAGGUUAAUGGUAUGCAUCAGAUUGUUAUUCUUUCACUGUCAUAUUGAGAAAAACGAAAGAUUUUUGCACAAAAGAACAGAAAAAAAAAGAGAAAGAAAAGGAGUUGAAUAGUGUGGGCUUAUAUGUUGCAAAAUUGUUUACUACAUACACACAUCACAUCCUCUUAGGUAAGAGUUGUUCAUAAGAAGAAGAAGAAGAUGCCGCUUUUCGCCAAAAAAUCGAAUAAAUCGUUCGAUAAUGUAACAGCUAAUGAGAAUAAUGUGACGACAAAUGGUGGUAAACCAGUUUUAACGAAUGGCGGCCAUACGCAACGUAGCAACUCAUCGCUUAAUGGAUCAGAUUUCACAAAACCUCAAUUGAUAUUUCACUGUCAGCUAGCGCACGGCAGUCCGACGGGUCUAAUAACGGGAUUUUCCAGCGUACGUGAAUUAUAUCAAAAAAUUGGUGAAUGCUAUGAUAUACCCCAAGAAGAAAUAUUAUUUUGUACUUUAAAUUCGCAUAAAGUAGAUAUGACAAAAUUAUUGGGCGGUCAAAUCGGGUUAGAUGACUUCAUAUUUGCCCAUCGUAAGGGUCAACCGAAAGAGGUUGAGGUUCUCAAAUCCGAAGAUGCUUUGGGUUUGACAAUUACCGAUAACGGUGCUGGUUUCGCUUUUAUCAAACGUAUCAAAGAGGGUUCAGUAAUGGAUCGCGUCGAACACAUUUUAGUUGGUGAUCAUAUUGAAAAAUUGGAUGGUAUGAGUAUGGUGGGUAAACGGCAUUAUGAGGUGGCACGAUUAUUGAAAGAAGUACCGACGGGUAGUACGUUCACGUUACGCUUAAUUGAGCCAGUUAAAAGUGGUUUCCAAGGUAUUGGGCCACGAUCACAAGGUCGAGCACCCGGUCGUGGCUAUGGAACUGGCAAAGAGACUCUACGUUUUAAGGCGAACGGCAAUGCAGAAAUUGAAGAGAAAUUCGAUGAAUCAACGCAAGCAGGUAUCGAGGCCAUAAACAAUUUGCUUGAAUCCUUUAUGGGUAUAAAUGACAACGAGCUGGCCACAUUAAUUUGGGACUUGGGCACAGAUAAGAGUAAUUCCAUGGAUUUCGCCGAAGCCGUUGAUAAUUCAGAUCUGGAAUCAUUCGGUUUCACGGAUGAUUUCAUUAUCGAGCUGUGGGGUGCAAUAACGGACGCUAGACGCAAAAAAGCGGAAAAAAAUUAGCGCAAAAUGUGCCUUACAUAGAAGCAUCUCUCUCUGUAUGUAGUUUUAAUAUUUAAAAUAAUUAGUUGAAAUCAUGCUGUUUUUUGUUUUUUUUUAAUUUUUUUUGUUUGUUUUUUUACCUUUAAAGACCUAAUAAUUGCAUUUAUAAAGAAAGUAAUUUAAAGAAACAAAGACAGACAACAGCCCUAUGCAAUAUUAAGUAGUAAUGAAGUUGCGAAGCGAAGGGAGAAUGAGAAAGAGAGAAGUACCAUAAAUGUCGGCAACCUUUUCUCCACUAAGUUAAAUAACAAUUAUUAUAAUAAUAGCAAUAGACAUAUCUGCAUAUCUACUAUUUUAUUGCCGCCGUCGCCGCCGCUUAUUGACUUAUGAUAAUUUCAUUCUUUGUAAAAAUUUAUUUAUACAUCAAAUAAAUCUAUUCCUGGCCGUAUAAAAUUUUCUUGUUAUACGUUAUAUAUAUGUGUUAGUUCAUCAUAUUAAAAAAUACUUCCCCAUCAUCGUGUUUGUUAAACUUUUCCUGUUUUUUUUUUGUUUAAAUAAAUUGAAUUUAAUUCAACAAAAAAUUAUUUUAUGUAAAUUUAUAGAAACG
Molecule: messenger RNA, 2170 nt
Organism: Glossina fuscipes
Lineage: Eukaryota; Metazoa; Arthropoda; Insecta; Diptera; Glossinidae
Gene: kermit
Product: PDZ domain-containing protein GIPC1
Exons: 4
Coding region: 586-1584 (332 amino acids)
Molecular function (GO): protein binding
Source: RefSeq, a predicted model, not a curated record